AUGUUGCUCCUUGUUGUCGACACUAAGGUGCUCCACUUGGUGGAAUCGGAGGAGGAACCAUCACCAGGGGUUGGAGGGGGGUUCUGCAGGUGGCAGCUGAACCCUGGCAUGUACCACUACAAGACAGUCCCAGCCAACAGAGGAAACUGGGCUAGAGGAUGUGUUGAUGGUUCUGUUCUGGUUCAGUUCACAGUGUGUUUGCGUCGAGCUGGACAGACAGUUUACCAGCAGGUGUUAUCUGUAGAGCGUCCUCCUACGUUACAAGGCUGGAACUGGGGCUACUGCGGAGAGUACGCCUUCUACCACGCUCUGUACCCCCGCGCCUGGACCGUCUACCACCUGCCGGGACAGGAUGUCACUCUGACCUGCAGGCAGGUUUCCCCCGUCAUCCCCCAUGACUACCAGGACUCGAGUCUCCCAGUGGCAGUAUUUCUAUGGGACAUAGAGAAUAAGAAUGACUAUGAUCUGGAAGUGUCCAUCAUGUUCACCAUGGUCAACGGGUCAGGGCAUAAAGACGACAAGAGCGGAGGACACUGGAACGAACCGUUUCACCUGGAGAAGGAUGGGGAUGCGGUGUCGGGGGUUUUACUGCACCACUGUCCGGCGGUGAACCCUUACACUCUGUGCAUCGCUGCUCGUGAAAAGGCUGACAGGGAGGUGAGUCACCAGACGGCCUUCAGUCCAAAGGGGACCUGCAGCGCCCUGUGGAAUGACCUGAUCACAGAUGGACGGCUGGACUCUCCUACAGGCUCCAGUCCACCAACGGCUAAAGGAGAUAAGGUGGCAGCAGCGCUGGCAGUGGGUUGUACAGUACCAGCUCAGAGUCACAACAUGUUGGAGUUCUGCCUGGCCUGGGACAUGCCCAAAAUCACCUUUGGCUCCAGGGAGCGAGAACACAUCAGGAGGUACACUCGUUACUUUGGGGCCAGAGGAGCUGCAUCGCCGGCACUCAGCCACUACGCUCUAACACAUUACAGACAGUGGGAGAAGAGCAUUGAGGAGUGGCAGAGACCCAUACUGCAGGACAGUUCUCUUCCUUCCUGGUAUAAGUCCGCUCUGUUCAAUGAGCUGUACUUUAUCGUGGAUGGAGGCACAGUGUGGACGGAGCUCCCAGAGGACGCUGACGUGAGCGGUGGUCUGCGGUCUGAGAACGGGGGGCUUCCAGCUCAGCCUGCUGUUAUUAAGGAGUACGGACGCUUCGCCUACCUGGAAGGUCAGGAGUACAGAAUGUAUAACACAUACGACGUGCACUUCUACGCUUCCUUUGCACUGAUCAUGCUGUGGCCCAAACUAGCCUUGAGUGUGCAAUAUGAUAUCGCUGGCAGUGUGGUUCAACAGGACCCAACAGAACGGCUCCAUCUGAUGAGUGGGCGGUGUUCUCCUGUCAAGACCAGAAAUGUGGUCCCUCAUGACAUAGGAGACCCAGAUGAUGAGCCGUGGCAGAGGGUCAAUGCCUACCUCAUCCAUGACACUGCAGACUGGAAGGACCUGAACCUCAAGUUUGUCCUGCAGGUUUACAGAGACUUCCAUCUCACACAGGACAGGCAGUAUUUACAGGACAUGUGGCCAAUCUGCCAGGCGGUGAUGGAGUCGGAGAUGAAGUUCGACCUGGAUGGAGACGGACUCAUUGAGAACUCUGGAUAUGCAGACCAGACUUAUGAUGGAUGGACAGUGACUGGACCAAGUGCUUAUUGUGGUGGGCUGUGGCUGGCGUCGCUGUGUGUGAUGUGUAAGAUGGCCAUCCUGUUGGACAAUAAGGAGAUGUACCAGCUCUACAGAAGCACACUGGACAAAGGCAGCACUGCAUUCGACAAACUGUUGUGGAACGGCAAGUAUUACAACUAUGACAGCAGUGGGAGGGACCUGUCGAACAGCGUUAUGUCUGACCAGUGUGCUGGACAUUGGUUCCUGAGGGCCUCCGGCUUAGGAGACGGAGAAUUCAAGGCUUUUCCACAGGAGAAGAUCCGCAGUGCGCUGAAGUCCGUGUAUGAACUGAAUGUGAUGAGUUUUGCCGGAGGUCACAUGGGAGCGGUCAAUGGGAUGCGUCCUGAAGGAGUACCGGACCGCUCCAGUGUCCAGUCUGAUGAGGUCUGGAUCGGAGUCGUGUAUGGGCUGGCAGCGACUAUGAUCCAUGAGGGUAUGUUGACCGAAGGCCUGCGUACGGCUGAAGGCUGUUACCGGACUGUGUGGGAACAGCUGGGCAUGGCCUUCCAGACUCCUGAGGCCUACUGUGAGAAGAGCAUCUACCGCUCUCUGGCCUACAUGAGGCCGCUGAGCAUCUGGGCCAUGCAGCUGGCCCUGAACGCCUCACAGAGGGACCAGACCACUUUGGCUUCAACUGGAACCACAGACCAGGACCAGGCAGUACAAGCUCAGAAAGAAGACCAGAGCUAGGACCGGAGCCACCUGACAGACUGUCUAUCCUGUGCUGCUUUAUCUGAUCGACUGAAGACUUUUCCACAUUUUCUGUUGUUUGACAGAGUUGUGGUGGUUGGAGAAGAACUCCUGUAGAUCAUAAUGUUGUCAGAUGAUGGGUCUGAAGAGCAAACGCUCCUGAUUUACAACAUUAGUCGCUUUUCCAUUGGACGUCUGCACGAAACUUUACCGAUAUUUAUUAAGU
This is a messenger RNA of Sphaeramia orbicularis (orbiculate cardinalfish), 2620 nucleotides long. Its product is annotated as non-lysosomal glucosylceramidase-like. Gene Ontology annotation, cellular component: membrane. Lineage: Eukaryota; Metazoa; Chordata; Actinopteri; Kurtiformes; Apogonidae. Gene Ontology annotation, molecular function: glucosylceramidase activity; beta-glucosidase activity. The record is from RefSeq and is a predicted model, not a curated record. Bases 1 to 2394 code for a protein of 797 amino acids. Gene Ontology annotation, biological process: central nervous system development; carbohydrate metabolic process; glucosylceramide catabolic process. The transcript has 16 exons.